Anopheles moucheti is the source of this 5478-nucleotide messenger RNA. It is a transcript of the gene gus, whose product is annotated as protein gustavus. Lineage: Eukaryota; Metazoa; Arthropoda; Insecta; Diptera; Culicidae. The coding region runs from base 1307 to 2380 and encodes 357 amino acids. Gene Ontology annotation, biological process: proteasome-mediated ubiquitin-dependent protein catabolic process. Gene Ontology annotation, molecular function: protein binding. The record is from RefSeq and is a predicted model, not a curated record. Gene Ontology annotation, cellular component: SCF ubiquitin ligase complex. The transcript is spliced from 3 exons.
AGUACGCGAACCAAGCAGCCAGACGCAGACUGACGUUCCCUUUUGCCGUUUCGCACGAGAAAAUCCCCAUCGGUUCCUUCGUUUCGCGUUGUUCGGUUCAAUUCGUUAGGCAUUUCGUUUAGCCGCGAAACAAUAGCAAAAGUCAUCGGAAGUGUGUGUGUACCUUUUGUUUUUUUGUUUAAUGUGCUAGUUUUUGACGUAUAAUCACCCCGGUGUAUUCUGCUACGGCAACGGCAAGCUUCCGCAUAACAUAGCGACUCCAUCGAUCUCAAACCGAUCUCUCUUCAUCGCUGCAGGAAGAAAAGGGCUUCAGUUUAAAACGUAACCGAAAUCGCCAGCAAAGAUUAGCGGACUGCCGUGCGCACGUGUACGCGUUAUCGGUCGUUUGCAGUACGUGCAUUUGAGUGUUGUUUUGUGCAUGUGUGUAACGUCGUGCUUACUUGGGAAAAAUAUGUGUCUUUGCAAACACGCGGUGAAACGAAAAGGCUUCGGAAACGCAGAUAAAACGACGCCAAGCCAUUAAGCAGAGUAAUCUAAAUAGUUUGAAGCAGCAAAACAAAAAAAAUGGUACCGUCUACUAACAAUUGCUCGCUAUCUUUUUUACCCACAUGGAGGAAGUGUCGUAACGCGUGAGAAUCAAACAAAGUAGCCGAUGAAACAGUAGUGGAAAGCAAAGCGUACUAGAACAAAGUCGACGAACCAACCCAAUCCGAUGCGCUCGUGUGUGUAAGAGUGUCCAUCAUCCUUCCAUUGGUGCUAAUUAGCAAUCGCUCGUUGCUAGCGGUAUGUGCUAUUGCUGCAGUUUUGCUUCACUUUGUUGAAAGUAAAACGAUCUCUGUCACGUGUAGUGUGCGAAGAUUAGUUCCGAGUCCGUAGGAGGAAAAUAUAGUACAAAAAUAUUUAUUUUGUUCAAUCACGAAUAAAUUUGCAUUUCCCCCAAAAAAGAGAGAAAAAACACAAGCGUGGAAAACAGUGUGAUAAAUCUUGAGUGUUAAACGGUCCUUUAAUCAUCCGAUACGCGGGAAAAGCAGCAUUAGAAACGGAUGCGUCGCAAAGAAGAAAAAGAAAACCAUCGUCAUUUGCUAAUCUAUCGAAGGUAGAUGAAGUAGCAGGCUAAACCCUUGGCUGCCACGAACCUCGAACGCCUACAACACAACCGCCAGCAGUAUUGUACUUGGAUAUCAGUACGCACAGUAUCGUCAGGGAUAAAGAUUGCCAUCGUUAUCCCUGAUAGCGUGAAAACGACAAAGCGAAAGUGUGGAAAAGGAAGCGCGAACAAGAGAUCACAGGCCCAAAAGACAGCUAAAUGGAAGUAGCACGAAAAAGAUACAAAUCUAGCCGGGGUCCGGUGUUAAGGUCAAGCGAACGUCGCCGUCCACAGAGUAUAUCGUCAUCCACACCCGCACUACUGCCGCGCGUGGUCCUGAACCGCAUCGAUCCUAGAGACUGUGAGCAGCGUAUUCGCGUAUCGUACAAGGUUGCCAUCCGUAGCACCAGAAGCAGUCGCACAAAUAACACCAGCAGUAGUCACAGUGGCAUGAAUAUGGGCCAAAAAAUCAGUGGCAGCGUCAAAACGGUCAGCCGUGAUCAGCCGUCCCCGUUCAUUCCGAAGAUUCCCCGCGAACUGGCAGCUCACUUCCAGCGUCCAGCACGGCUCGACGUACUGCUCGAUAUGCCGCCGGCGCCGCGGGAAACGCAGCUCAAGUACUCGUGGAACUCGGAGGACCGAUCGCUAAACGUGUUUGUGAAGGAGGACGACAAAAUGACCUUCCACCGACAUCCGGUGGCACAGAGCACAGACUGCAUACGGGGCAAGGUAGGCUUCACCAAGGGCCUGCACGUGUGGGAAGUGACCUGGUCAACACGGCAGCGCGGAACGCACGCGGUGAUCGGUGUGGCUACCGCUGAAGCUCCCCUGCACUCUGUAGGUUAUCAAAGUUUAGUUGGCCUAAACGAGCACAGCUGGGGCUGGGAUCUGGGACGCAACAAACUGUUCCACAACUCCAAGUCCUGUCCGGGCGCCACCUACCCUGCGAUACUGAAAUCGGAGGAAACAUUUCUGGUGCCGGACAAGUUCCUCGUAGCGCUCGACAUGGACGAGGGAACGCUCAGCUUUAUUGUCGACGGCCAGUAUUUGGGUGUGGCGUUCAAGGGAUUGAAGGGACGGAAACUAUACCCGAUCGUGUCAGCCGUCUGGGGGCACUGUGAAAUAACGAUGAAAUACAUUGGCGGAUUAGAUCCCGAACCGCUACCAUUAAUGGAUCUCUGUAGGCGCGUCAUUCGCCAGAGAAUCGGCCGGACGUAUUUAGAGGAACGUAUACCAAACCUAGCCCUGCCGCAGUCGAUGAAAACCUAUCUGUUGUACCGGGAUCGAAGAUAAUAAAACGUCCCACAAGUGGGUGGUAGACACGAUAGGAGAAGGGAAAGGGCCUCGCUGAGCCCCCGAUAAGGACGGAACACCAUCGUCACCUUGGAACACGACAGUAAACAUAAAAUUACUACACCCCUUUACAAACAGUUCAACCGCUCCUUCAAGUGUAACAACACAUACAUCCUGCGGGAUGGCAGUAGCAGCAGGUGUGUCGUCAUAAAUAGUUUGGCUAGCCUGUUGGGUCCCUGUGUUCUUCUCGUUUACUUUCAUCUUCAUCAACCGUCGGGGAUACGCUUCCCAUCACCUCCAGCAUGUGCCAGCAAACCAACCGAUUUGAAUUCGGUGUCGCGAAUUACAAACCAUGUUUGUGUGUUGUGUAUGGUGGUGCAGGUUAUGUGUUAUAGAGCGCAGAAUGUGAGUCGGAACACGAGCUUUUCAGUUGAAUCGAAUCGGGCAUCGAUCGCAAUACGUGAGUGUGGUGUAAAAAUAAUAUCUACACAGAUGAUAAAGAGCAGUGAUAGUAUUCGAAAGCAAGCAUAGUUUUACGAUCAUAACACCGACCAGGGCAGCACGGCUAUUAAGUAUAGAUUAAUAAUUGUGUCCCUGCCCCACGUGGCGAAGAUUAUGAUAGCUACUAUUACAAAUAUUUCAUUGCUAUAAUUAUGGAAAAUUGAGGACAAGGUAAAGCACUACAUUUUACUACUAAACAUACUAAAAGGUGUCAGAUAGCUACACAAACACUCACACCCUCGAGUUAAGAUCACGAGCGUUAAGGAUUGUUUUGCUGGUACGAUCCCUGUAGUAGACCGCAUAGUUUUGAUUUGUUUGACAUCCCUGUACUAUUUGUGAUAAAAAAAGAAAAGAUAGCGUAACAACAUUCAACGAAUUCGUUUGCAAGAUGAUUCGGUGGUAUGAUGGAAUCUCCCGGUACAACGUGGAAAACACUGUUCUGUGGAUCAAUGGUUGAAGCUGCUGUUUAAAAGGGGAGGAACGAUGACCGUAGUAUCCAGGUGUUCCUAGCAGUUGGAAUUACAAUAGCCAUGGGCACCCUCAGCAGAGCGUGGUUAAAAGCAAUAAUUAUAUUGAUAGACAGGCUAGGGCAGGCCAAGAGAGGUGACUAACGAUAUGACGUGGAUGUGGUGACCAUCGCCUUUCGCACAAAACUCUUACCACACCCGGAACAGCACAACCUCUCAUUAUACAAUUACAUUACACAUAGCAACUACACAAACGACCAUUCAGAGAGCAUAGCCUCUUUUUGGGUUUGAAAACAAAUAGUGGCAUAAUUGAUCGACGACAACCGAUGCAAUAAGUUUUCUCAUCUGCUGUGCGUCAUGUGCUUGUCGCCGGUAACACGCUCGCGAAUGAAUGAGCGGGCCUACAGCAAGAUAGAGAGAAAUGAAUACGCAACGUCAGAAAACUGCGAAUUAACGAAUACAGACAUUUAGCGUUACAAACAUGCAGUAUAGGAAACGAAGCAGCAGACCCUAGAAUGGCAUUGAAACUGGAUCUUAUCAGAAUUGACGACAAGAGAAGUGUGAAAUCGUGUAUUAGGAUAUAUACAGAAAUAUAUAUCUUAGGCAGGGUAAACUCUGGCAAAAGCUUUUGUAAGAUAAUCCCAACGAGAAGUCCGAUGAUGAGCAGAAACUGACUAAAAGUGGUUCUACAAACGAUGCUGUCGUUUUUCAUUCAAAAGGAUUGCGCUUCCAAUACCGACUGGACUGGACAAGACAAACUACGACAUCCACAAACCACCACCACCAUGGACCUGUGUGUCAUACGGCGCUGCUCCCCUUUAAUAUUGUCACAUGCGCCCUCUUCCACAAACAAAUAUCUGGUAUUUUGUUCUUAGCCGGUUUGCAGCACAACGGAACCCUAUGCCGUUCCCGGACACCGCUGUCAGCCGGCGUUUCUCAAGUUGUAGACAAUUUUAAUUCUAACCCCUUCUUCGAUGCAUGCUGUGUGCAACAGGAUGUGAUGUACAUGUUUUAGAAAUCUUUUUUGUUUUGUUUUUAGUAUUUGUUCGUAUGCCAAUGAACGCAGACUUAUCGCGUUAUCGUGCCCGAGCAACAUCCGAAUUAUAAUUGCGAUAUUUACUGUUCCUCCUAUUAUCGCUUGCGAUGUUCUGUGCAGCCCAUUUCCCUCUCCUCCUUCAAUGUUUGGAACCAUCCAUCGCCCAUUUUGGGAGAUUGGUUUAAUGAAUGGUCCAUUGCUUUGGGCCAUCAUUAAAAUACACAUCUACACACACAUACCCUUCCUUCCCCCCGCAAAACGGACUAGAAUCAUGGCGGAAAAGAGUAUCGAUAAACUGUGUUCUGUUUUUUAUAAGCUUUUUUUAACGACAAAACAAAAAAAAAUAUGUAAAAUAGUUUUUUUAGUGAAAAGGAUAUUGUAAAACGUGCAUGAGAUAAAAAGUGCGCGAGUGCGACGUGUGAUCAAGCCAGAAUAGAGAGAUAGGAGAACGUACGAACGAGAACAGAGAGUAGCGGUGGUAAAGAACGAAGGACAAAACAUCCUAAAUCCAUAGCAAUGCGAUGACGAACGCCACCGUGAGUGCAUGAUAGGAUGCAGUAGAGAAGAAGUAGGGUGUGCGUGCAGAAUUGCGUGAUUGCGAAUAUUUGUGCGUACGUGUGGGAAGGUUCGGGAUGGAGCGGGGAGAAGAAAUUAUAAUAUUACUGCCUGUGUAUGAAUGGGAACCGAGCGUCUGGAUUCGAUCGAGUGUGAAUGAGCAACGGAGAAAUACACGACUCCGGAAAAGAAACGCAAGCCAGAGGGAUGUGCUGGGAAUGAAUGCGCUAGGAAAAGGCAACGAAUAGACAAGCAAAUAUCCUUCCGCAAACACAUGCGGAUACAAAACGUAUAUAUAAUAUAGAGCAAAAUGUGAGAAAGAUUAAGCAAGAGUUUAGAAGAAAAAACAAAUCACACAGAAGCUUGACAGAAUGAAUGGGUUAGUCGAGAAGAAGUCGAUGUAAGAGUGAAUGAGAAUGAAAAAAGAGAAAGCAUUAUAAGAGCGCGCCCUUCCGUUAGUGUGUGCAUUUAUCGAGUGAAUGACUCCCGAUGAUGAUUCCUCUUGUUUAAUAAAUCUACUGGACUGACAAUGUGAGAUA